Durio zibethinus is the source of this 1496-nucleotide messenger RNA. Its product is annotated as CASP-like protein 4A1. The record is from RefSeq and is a predicted model, not a curated record. NCBI's taxonomy places the organism in Eukaryota, Viridiplantae, Streptophyta, Magnoliopsida, Malvales, Malvaceae.
AUUUUCCACUAAACAAAUACAGCGUAACUGUAACAGGCGAGUAUAGGUGUUAACCAGCCUAGGAAAUAACGUAUGUCAUCUUCUUGUCUUCUUCAGUUCCGGUCCCCCCCUUCACUUACUAAUAUUAAUAGCCCAGACCCUGAUCAACCCAAGCCGAGUUCGCUUUCAAAGUGUUGUAACCACAAAACUCAAUCAAUCCUCCUUAUUCAAGAAUGGAGAACGAGAAGCAACAGCAAAAUGAAGAUAAACGACAUCAUCAUCAAGAAGAAGAUAUACAACAACAUCAAAAACAUCAAGAAGAAGGAGAAGAACAGAAACAACAACAACAACACCAUCAAGAUGAAGAGAAACAGCAACAGAAACAGCAACAGAAAAAGCAAGAAGAAAAACAUAAACAACAAGAGGAAGCAGAAAAUGAGCAAAACCAUGCAUUAUCACCAUUUCCAUUAAGCAAGAGGUCAACUUCACCAAGGACUAUUCCAAAAGCUCAAUCACCACCAUUUGAUCAUUCUCCUGUUGAUUCUCAACUUUCACCUGAUCACUCUUCUCUCAGCUACGGCUUCUCUGACCCACCACCAAUAUCUCAGCCUUCUGACCCCAACUCCAUGCCACCAGCUGUGGCAGUUUCUACUAUUGAAGUUGAGGAGCAGAGUCAAAAACCUGGUUAUGGUACUCAUUUGUCCAUAUUAAGAAGAAUCAAGAGAGAUAAGAGGGUGAAAAGGGCAUUGUUGGGGUUUCGAAUUUCUGGGUUUGUUUUUUGUUUGGUUUCUUUCUCUGUUUUAGCUGCUGAUAAAGAUCAAGGUUGGGCUCUUGAUUCUUUCUACCGCUACAAGGAGUUCAGGUUCUGUAUGGCGGUGAAUGUGAUAGGAUUCGUAUACUCUGGGUUUCAGGCAUAUGAUCUAGCCUACCAAUUGACAUCCGGAAAACAGAAACCCCGGAGUCACCUCCGGUGCUACUUAGAUUUCAUCUUGGAUCAGAUGCUGGCAUAUCUUCUCAUAUCGGCAUCAUCAUCAGCUGCUGUCCGAGUUGAUGACUGGCAAUCCAACUGGGGAAAAGACAAGUUCCCGGAGAUGGCAAGGGCAUCUAUGGCAUUGUCCCUGGUAGCAUUUAUUGCCUUGGCCUCAAGCUCACUUAUAUCUGGUUAUACCCUUUGUACUUUCAAAUCUAUGUAGCCGAUAAUACUUCUGGGAUCUGCAUAUGAGUUAUGUAAAGAUUAAAUUGUUGAAAGGAAACUAUAUGUACUGGAACCAGGUGGCAGGAGGCAGGGUUUAGAACAAUGAAGCAUUGAAUUCUAUUCAGAAAUUUACGCUUGUUUUACUUGGAAUAUUUAUAAAACAAAGAUGUCAAAUGAAUUCAAAACAAAUUUGAGAUAUACAAGUCUAAUGAAGAGACAAUGAUAUGAGGUUAGAUUAAGGGGUGGGCUCAAGAAGAUGGCGCUGCCAUGCCAUGUCCAGGUCCAAGUACCCGCAUUAGGUCCACUUCGUUGCCUAUAAGGU